AUCGAUUUCGACGCCUGGGCGCGUAUGGUGAAACGCUCCAGGGAUGAGGAACUGAAAAACCUAGACAUGUUGCAAGUGAGACCUUCCGUUGAAACGCAGGCCAAAACCAAGGGUCCACCUCCUCCCAUACCUAAGAAACCCAAAAACCCAUUUGCGUCUUCAGGUGCAUUUCCAGGGUCAGAGGUCACAGCUGGCCCUACAGACGAUGACCACCAGGAAGUGGAACCCGUCGCGUGGAGGACCAGGGCGGAGGACAUCCUCCGUCCUGACCAGGUCAGCUGGAGGGACUCCUGUGACUACGGCAACCACCGAGAAGCAAGCGAUGAAGAUGAGGGUAGCGAUGGCGAGGCUGUGGAGGAGAGCGAGGUGUCUCGCUACAAGCCUGUGUCUGAGCUCAUUAAGGAGACCAACCAGAUGCACCAGAAGGUCAGACGUCACAGGGACUCAUUUAGAGGCCCAGACAUGAGGAACGACAGCGGGCCAAGCGAGCAGGGAUCCAGCCUCAAGGUGUCCCAGAUGAAGAAGACUUUCGACGCCACGAAGAAGCCCGCGGAGAGGCCACCAGAGGCCAAGCCUCCACCCAAGAAAGACAUGUUCAGGCGAGUCGUGCGACAGAGUAAGUUCCGUCACGUCUUCGGCCAGGCGGUGAAGAACGACCAGUGCUAUGACGACAUCCGCGUCUCCCGGGUCACAUGGGACAGCUCGUUUUGCGCUGUCAACCCCAAGUUCGUCGCCCUCAUCAUCGAGGCCAGCGGGGGCGGGGCCUUCCUCGUCCUCCCUCUACAGAAGACUGGUCGCAUAGACAAGACCUACCCGACCGUGUGUGGUCACACGGGGCCUGUGCUGGACAUUGACUGGUGCCCUCACAACGACCACGUCAUCGCCAGCGGUUCGGAGGACUGCACCGUCAUGGUGUGGCAGAUCCCUGAGAACGGCCUGACGGUUGCCCUGUCGGAGCCCGUAGUCGUGCUGGAGGGACACUCCAAGAGGGUUGGCAUCGUAACCUGGCACCCCACUGCCCGCAACGUACUCCUCAGUGCAGGCUGCGACAACCAGAUCAUCGUGUGGAACGUGGGCACGGGCGAGGCCAUGAUCACGCUGGAGGACAUGCACCCUGACGUGAUCUUCAGCGCCUGCUGGAGCCGCAACGGCAGCCUCAUCUGCACGGCCUGCAAGGACAAGAAGGUCCGCGUUAUCGACCCGCGCAAGGAGAAGGUGGUGGCGGAGAAGGACAAGGCCCACGAGGGAGCUCGACCAAUGAGAGCCAUCUUCCUCGCCGACGGCAACAUCUUCACGACCGGCUUCAGCCGCAUGAGCGAGCGGCAGCUAGCCCUGUGGAACCCUAAAAGCAUGGAUGAGCCGAUAUCAGUCCACGAGAUGGACACCAGCAACGGAGUCCUCCUGCCCUUCUACGACCCCGACACCAACGUGGUCUACCUGUGUGGCAAGGGCGACAGCAGCAUCCGCUACUUUGAGAUCACGGACGAGGCUCCGUUCGUGCACUACCUCAACACCUUCAGCAGCAAGGAGCCCCAGAGGGGCAUGGGGUACAUGCCCAAGAGAGGCCUGGACGUCAACAAAUGCGAGAUCGCCAGGUUUUAUAAACUGCAUGAGAGAAAGUGUGAGCCGAUCAUCAUGACUGUUCCCCGGAAGUCGGAUCUGUUCCAGGACGACCUUUACCCGGACACGGCGGGGCCGGACUGCGCCCUGGAGGCGGAGGAUUGGUUCGAGGGGAAGAACGGAGAUCCCAUCCUCAUCUCCCUGAAGAACGGCUACGUGCCCGGCAAGAACCGGGACUUGAAGGUGGUGAAGAAGAACGUUCUGGAGAGCAAGUCGGCUACGAAAGCAGAGCACACCUCACCGGCCCAGAAACAGGCCUCUCCACAGCCCUCAAUAAAAAAUGAGGGUAAGUUGGAGGAGCUGCUCCGAGAGGUCAAGUCUCUGCGCGACCUCGUGACCCUACAGGAUCGCAGAAUCGCCAAACUGGAGGACCAGGUCGCCAAGGUUGCCAUGUAGGAAACGCCCCCCCACCCCCACCCCCCCCCCCCCCCCUUCUCAGGACCAAUCCUCGGUUUGGAGAGAGUUACGUGGGCGGGGCCAGUCACUGCCAAAUUGAAAAUUCGGCUUCAUCAUUCCGCUUGGUGUUUUCCCAGUGACAAUCCCAAGCACACAUUCCAAGACAAACGUUUUUUUUUUUUUCUCAUCAUGCCAACCCUCUCAGUCCUUCCUCUUAAAACACUGACAAAGAAAAAAAAACUCUUGCGAUCCAUCGUCCACCUUUUUACCGGGGAUAAAACAUAUAACUGCCAUUUUUGUUGAUGGUUAUGUUGAAGUCUUAAUUAUUUUUUGGGGUUUUGUUAUUGUUUGAAAUUGUGGUCAAGGACAUUCUGAUUGUGAAGUUUGUACUUACUGCGAUAAUAUCAAUGAUUUUAUGUAACCAUCAGUAUUGCCAUAUUCCCUUGAUUUUCGUGCUGCCAAAUUUAAACGUGUGUGUGUGUGUGUGUGUGUGUGUGCGCGCGCGUGUCCAUGCACUCUUACAUCCUUCAUUUCUUUUUGUGUCUUCUCUCCUGUUGUACAUUCCACAGGCUCUCAUAGAAAUGAAUUAGUCAACGAGAAGAAUAGGUUUUUUGUUCUCUCUCUCUCCAAACUAUAGCUGUUACACUGUUGCUGACGAGUGAGUGAGAAACACGAUUUUCUGCCCACUGCUCGUGUUCAUAAGCAUCAGGUGGGUGAAUGUGAAGGGGCUCCUUCGGCUACUUUUAGCACCUGCUCUUUACGGGCUUUAGAUUUUAACUGUGGGGGGUGGGGAGGAGGGUGGGGGGUGGGGGGGAGGGCGUUUCGGAGGCGGUUAGGAGACCCGUGGCGCUCUGGUGUAAAUGUUGUGUAAAUGUAGUGGUGCCUAUGUCACUCUGUGACUGGUAUUAAGGGUCAAACUGAGGUAGGCCUCCCUGCUGUCUGUGAAGGGACCACUCUCAGCACCUGUUUCACUGAACCCUCAGACAAAUAGUCCUGUGCAUGCAAUAAAGAUUUUACUCAUGCAGAUGUCUUCUCCACAAUAAAUCCCUUUGUUCUGA
Messenger RNA from Osmerus eperlanus (European smelt), 3074 nucleotides. Its product is annotated as coronin-1C-A-like. The record is from RefSeq and is a predicted model, not a curated record. NCBI's taxonomy places the organism in Eukaryota, Metazoa, Chordata, Actinopteri, Osmeriformes, Osmeridae. Gene Ontology annotation, molecular function: actin filament binding. The transcript is spliced from 11 exons. Gene Ontology annotation, biological process: cell migration; actin filament organization. The coding region runs from base 25 to 2016 and encodes 663 amino acids.